Paramecium octaurelia is the source of this 1111-nucleotide messenger RNA. Lineage: Eukaryota; Ciliophora; Oligohymenophorea; Peniculida; Parameciidae. The record is from the annotation of a GenBank genome assembly.
AUGAUUCCCUCUACUCGAAUUUGUAUAGCACCAAAUUGUUAAGCAUAAUCCCGAUUAAUUUAAUCUAUAAAAGAGCUUGAUUAUCAUCAAGGUCAUAGUUCCUCAAGUCUGGGCCAACUAACCAAGAAAUUGAAGGAGGCACUACCUGAUUUCCCCUUCACUGCAAGUAUCAAAUAAAUCAUCGAAUCCAGAUUUCAAAUUAUUCACUCGUACUUACAGAAGAAAUAAAAUAUCUAUUAGAAGUAUAACUCAUUGAUGUCAUUAGAAAAGGAAAUGUGAUAAAUAUGAAAUGAUUGAGGCAGCAUCCAAAAUUAUUAAUUCCGAAUAUUCCUUAUUGAAUGAAAAGGCAAUAGAUUUAAUUAUUAAGUCAUUACCCAAUAACAUCUCUGAAACUCUACAAUUGCAUACUGCUCAAUAUUUUAAUUUACAAAUUCAAAUUUAAAAAGAAUUGGAUGAUUUUUUUCUUUUUAUUACUUCUGAUAUAAAAUAAGAAUCAAUUUAAUCAACUAAAUAAUAACAAUCCAAAAAUUAGAAUCCAUCCACACCAAUCGCAAUCACUCAAAAACCCUAAUUCCUUAACAUGCCCUCCGAGUACGAUCAACUCUCCAAAUUCGAAAUUAACAGCCAAAUGGCUAAGCAUUUAGAAGGAUGUAAGUUCUACGAUCUCAACUUUAGAUCCAUCCAUUGUCAUGACCAAUCAAUUACUCAAAGAAGGCACUUAAAUCAAGUUUGAAAUCGUUAAGAUUUAAAAUGACUAUGUAAGUGUAGGCAUCGGUGCUAUGGAAAGAGCAUCUAUUCAGAAAAAUGGCUUGAUUCUUAAUGGAGAACAACUGUAAGUUGCAGGCCAUGGUGUAUAUAUGAACUUUAAUGAUAAAUGUGUUUAUCAUAGUGAAAUUGGGAAUGGGCAGAUUUAAGGAAAGGACAAAGGAAUUGCAUUUUAAGAAGGGGAUCAAAGUAAUUUGAAAAUUGAUCUUUAGUUCUGUGCAGUUAUACAUAAGGAAAGUUGACCUUAUAAAAUCUAAAUGCAAACUCGUCAUACUCAAUGAAAAUUAAUUUGAGCGAUAUUAUUUUAGUGGUUUGGUUAGACCUGAGUGAAAUUAUUAUUAUAUGA